Messenger RNA from Jaculus jaculus (lesser Egyptian jerboa), 4038 nucleotides. It is a transcript of the gene Csf1r, whose product is annotated as colony stimulating factor 1 receptor. Gene Ontology annotation, biological process: protein phosphorylation; cytokine-mediated signaling pathway; osteoclast differentiation. Bases 180 to 3083 code for a protein of 967 amino acids. The transcript is spliced from 21 exons. Gene Ontology annotation, molecular function: macrophage colony-stimulating factor receptor activity; cytokine binding; ATP binding. The record is from RefSeq and is a predicted model, not a curated record. Gene Ontology annotation, cellular component: signaling receptor complex; CSF1-CSF1R complex. NCBI's taxonomy places the organism in Eukaryota, Metazoa, Chordata, Mammalia, Rodentia, Dipodidae.
GAAAGGGGAAGAAGAGGAUCGCCUCAAGGAGGAGGGAAAGGAGGAAGAGGAAAACAAAACCAACAGCCAGUACAGCAGAAAGGAACGCAUGUCUGCCUGUCGCCAUCCCUGUGAAGCUAGUAUCUGGAAGCCCUGUGCUCUGUGCACUCUCCAGCCCUGCAUCAGCUCCUUACUACUCCAUGGAGGCCAUGGAACCACGGGCUUUGCUGGUCCUGCUGGUGGCCACAGCUUGGCACGGUCAGGGAGUCCCGGUCAUCGACCCCAGUGGCCCAGAGCUGGUUGUGGAGCCAGGCACAGCAGUGACCCUGCGGUGUGUGGGCAACAGCAGUGUGGAAUGGGAUGGGCCCAUCUCUUCUCACUGGACCCUGGAUCCUGAUGCCCCCAGCAGAAUCCUGACCACAAGAAACGCCACCUUCAAAAACACAGGAACCUAUCGCUGCAAUGAGCUCGGAGACCCUCUGGGGGGCAGUGCCACCAUCCACCUCUAUGUCAAAGACCCUAGACACCCCUGGAAUGUACUGGCACAAGAGGUGACUGUGUUCGAGGGCCAGGAUGCCCUGCUACCCUGCCUGCUCACUGACCCCACAAUACAGGCUGAUGUCUCACUGGUUCGUUUGAGAGGCCGACCAGUCUUGCGCCAAACCAACUACUCCUUCUCCCUCUGGAAUGGCUUCACCAUCCACAAGGUCAAGUUCAUUGAUGGCUGGGACUACCUGUGCAAAGUCAUGGUGCGCGGUGUGGCAUGGACAUCCAUCAGCAUCCGGCUCAAAGUGCAAAAGGUCCUCCCAGGGCCCCCAACCUUGACACUGGAGCCUGCAGAGCUGGUGCGAAUUCGAGGGGAGGCUGCCCAGAUCGUGUGCUCAGCCACCAAUGUGGACUUUGACUUCAGUGUCUUCCUCAAACAUGGAGACAUCAAGCUCAGAAUUGCUCAAGAAACUGACUUCCAUGAUAACCAUUACCAAAAAGUCCUGACGCUCAACCUCAGUGAUGCAGGCUUCCAAGACGCUGGCAACUACUCCUGUGUAGCUACCAAUGCCCUGGGCACCCACUCUACCUCCAUGAUCUUCCGGGUGGUGGAGACUGCCUACUUGAACCUGACCUCUGAGCAGAGCCUUGUGCAAGAGGUGGCUGUGGGUGAGAGUCUUACCCUCAAAGUCAAGGUAGAGGCCUACCCUGGCCUGCAAGGUUUUAACUGGACUUACCUGGGGCCCUUCUCUGACUACCAGCCCACGCUUGAUUUUGUCACCAACAAGGACAGAUACAGGUACACAUCUGUCCUCUCUUUACCCCGCCUGAAGCCCUUGGAGGCUGGCCACUACUCCUUCCAGGUGUGGAAUAAAGGAAGCUGGAGAAAUCUGACCUUCUCACUCACACUGAAAUACCCCCCAGAAGUCAGUGUCACAUUGAUGUCUGUCAACGGCUCUGAUACUCUACUUUGUGAUGCCUCUGGGUACCCCCAGCCCAAUGUGACAUGGAUGCAGUGCAGUGGCCACACUGACGGGUGUAACGAGGGUCAGGCCUUGAAGGUUUGGAGGGACUCCCACCCUGAAGUCCUGAGCUGGAAGCCCUUCCACAAAGUAAUGGUCCAGAGCCAGCUGGCUACUGGGACAUUGGAGCACAACACGACUUACGCAUGCAGAGCCCUAAACAGCAUGGGGAACAGCUCUCAGUCCUAUAGGGCUGUCUCCAUAGGACACAUCAAGCAUUUCCCUGACAAGUCCUUCUUCACACCAGUGGUGGUGGCCUGCCUGUCCAUCAUGGCCUUGCUGCUGCUGCUGCUGCUGCUGCUCUUGUACAAGUAUAAGCAGAAACCCAAGUACCAAGUGCGCUGGAAGAUCAUUGAGAGCUGCGAGGGCAACAGCUACACCUUUAUCGACCCCACCCAGCUGCCCUACAAUGAAAAAUGGGAGUUCCCCAGAAACAACCUGCAGUUUGGUAAGACCCUUGGUGCUGGUGCCUUUGGGAAGGUAGUGGAGGCCACAGCCUUUGGUCUGGGCAAGGAAGAUGCUGUGCUGAAGGUAGCUGUGAAGAUGCUGAAGUCCACAGCUCAUGCUGAUGAGAAGGAGGCUCUCGUGUCAGAGCUGAAGAUCAUGAGUCACCUGGGCCGGCACGAGAACAUAGUCAACCUUCUGGGAGCCUGCACCCACGGAGGCCCUGUCCUGGUCAUCACUGAAUACUGCUGCUACGGUGAUCUGCUCAACUUUCUGCGAAGGAAGGCUGAGGCCAUGCUGGGACCCAGCCUGAGUCCAGGUCAGGACUCUGAGGGAGAUUCCAGCUACAAGAACAUAAACCUGGAGAAGAAAUAUGUGCGCAGGGACAGUGGCUUCUCCAGCCAGGGUAUGGAUACCUAUGUGGAGAUGAGGCCUGUUUCCACUUCUUCCAAUGAUUCCUUCUCUGAACAAGAUCUGGACAAGGAGGCUGGUCGGCCGCUGGAACUCUGGGAUCUGCUCCAUUUCUCCAGCCAAGUGGCUCAGGGCAUGGCCUUCCUUGCUUCCAAGAAUUGCAUCCACCGGGAUGUGGCAGCUCGAAAUGUGCUGUUGGCCAGUGGGCACGUGGCCAAGAUUGGGGACUUUGGGCUGGCUAGGGACAUCAUGAAUGACUCCAACUACGUUGUCAAAGGCAAUGCCCGUCUACCUGUCAAAUGGAUGGCCCCAGAGAGCAUUUUUGACUGCAUCUACACGGUUCAGAGUGAUGUCUGGUCCUAUGGCAUCCUUCUCUGGGAGAUCUUCUCACUUGGGUUGAACCCCUAUCCUGGCAUCCUGGUGAACAGUAAGUUCUACAAACUGGUGAAGGAUGGAUACCAAAUGGCUCAGCCUGCAUUUGCUCCAAAAAACAUAUACAGCAUCAUGCAGGCAUGCUGGGAACUGGAGCCCACCCACAGACCUACAUUCCAGCAGAUCUGCUUCCUCCUCCAGGAGCAGGCCCAAAUGGACAGAAGAGAGCAGGACUACGCUAACCUGCCUAGCAGCGGUGGUGGCGGCAGUGAGCCAGAGGAGGAAAGCUCCAGUGAGCACCUGACCUGCUGUGAGCCAGGAGACGUCGCCCAGCCCCUGCUCCAGCCCAACAACUACCAGUUCUGCUGAGGCAGUGACACUGGAGUGGAACACUGUGGAACCCUCCCAGCCCCACCUCUUCCAUGAAGGGCAACAUGGGGAGAACAUGUGAACUCCGCCCUUAGCUCAGCCCAGCUCCGUCACUUGGGAAUUUGACUCCUAGAGCCUGGGCUAUCACUGCCAAUCAGGGGCUGAGCCCCUCUCCCAUUGUUCUCUCCGUGUGGCUUCAUGUUUGCUAUGCCAACUGAGGUAUAUCCUUGGUUCAAGCUCUUGAUCUUGCUCCCACUCGAAAUAACUCCCUUCCUUAGCUCCCUUGCAUCUCUGUAGAAACAGGACUACAUUUUAUGCUUCAGAAGACAAGGUUCCCUAAGAUUAGAGACAUAGUGGACUUAUCUCCUGGACCAAGGUGGACAGUAGGAUCCACAGGCGCUCAGACUGCAGGUUCCUUGGGCAGGGUGGAGCCUUCAUAAGAAUCUAAGAGGACCUUCUAGCCUUCCCUCCAUAGCCUUGCCCCACCCUAGAUCUGACCUGGUACUGAUAGAAUAAGCCAAGUGGCAGCUAUAAGAAGUGUUAUUCCCCAUCUCCUAUCAUUCUGGGCUGAAAAGCAGGGGCCCUUGACAUGUGGCUGGCCACAUUAAGCAAGAACUAUGCACUCCCCCCCAAGCUGACUCACCCUCACUAACAAUCACACUGGGGAUGUCUCUGUCAGCAUUAAACUAACAGCACUAACUCAGCACAGCUAGCAGCCUCUGGUUCUUUGCAUCCCAUAAGCACCCUCUGUUCAUCCUUCACGCACAAGUAGCAGCAAGCUUCUCUCCAGAGCUUAGCCACACACAAUGAGCAGGAAACUGGCUCUUGCUUCAUCAAAACCAGAUAAUUUAAUAAACUUUAUUCUUGUUGGGGAAAGAGAGAGGGAAAAAGCCCCUUACUCCAUCUCGCUCAAUAAAUUAAAUAACACCUGGCCAAUUCCCAGGCCCUAAGCAAA